AUGACUUGUUAUCGAGAUCUACUGAGCAAGAAAGACACACAGAACUGGAUUAAGGCCGCCCUCGCCCUCAACAUUACCAAGGAGGGUCUACAAGACUUUGUGGAGAACGUGCUGACAUGCGUGCACAAAGACAUAUUUAGCACCGUUAGCACAUCCAAGAGUCUCCCAAGCGGGGCAAUAUGUGCACAUUGUUUUACCGAGAACGUAUUAAAGUGCCCCACGCGCGGGAUAUGUACCAGUACUAGAAUCUGCAGAUUUCACAACACCCUUCAGCCUAAUCCUUGUCCAAAAGGGAUUUGUGAAGAUGUCCGUGAUGAAAUUAUUCAACAUCACAGGUUUACUGGUCCAUCUUGGAAGAACACGAACGCAGACAAAUGGUGUACCAGUCCUUGGGAGAUUGGCAAGUGUUUCCUGCCUCCUGAUGGCUACAAGACCGUGCCCUCUAUCAAAGAAAGUGACUUCAACGGCGUGCUUAGCGUGAUGUUGAAUUGUGCGGAUUUCGAAACCAAGCUGUCGUUCAAUGUUGCGACAACGACAAAUUUAUUGACAGAGGUAAGGGACAUUGGUCGACGCGUCCGCCACUCCAACGACCAACAGAUAAAGGACACGGAACUUGUAGACUUCCUGUUUAAGCUCCGAACCCUGCUAGAGGAUAAAACUGAGCUGGCGAACCGACCCGAGGCACACCACGCCGUGGAACAGCUUAAAAAGCUGCAAACGGACGAUUUUAAGAUCAGCUCUGAAAACCAACGUGAGAUGUUGAAGGAAGGAUUGAGACUACGUUUAACGAACCAUUACAAAACCACUUUGGCCGACAUGCCGAUAUCUCCUAUUCUGGUAGAGAAGAAUGCCAAACUCUCCAGGUUCUACGUGGCACCGAAAAUUACGGAGAAAGAUCAUAGAAAACUCGACAGGAUUGACAAGAAAGAACGCAGUAAAAAAAAUGCAAACUUUUCAGAUGUUUUCUGCAAAAACGGUCAGUUCCUCAGCAAUGUUUUCCUUGUUGGUGAACCUGGCACCGGAAAAUCAACAUUCUCCGUAAUGUGUGCCCUGGAAUGGACUCAACAGUAUUUACCAGCGGAGGAAAACGUUGGUAUUAAAACAAGCUAUGCCGACCCAGAAUUCUUCAAAGAGUUUGCAUUUUUGUUUCAUGUCACCCUACGAGAUUCAGGUAAAACUUGUGAUGUAGCAGAAAUGAUCAAGGAUCAGCUAAUAUGUAAAAUUUACCACGAAAAGGAUGUCGAUGAUGGCUAUCAGCUAUUGCAGACGGUGCUGGAAAGUGAAAAAUGUUUAAUCAUAGCUGACGGCCUUGAUGAAUGGACUCAUCCAGAAAAUGAAAAGUGUACCUGCAAAGCGGACGAGAAAGUCACCCCUUUCCGGAACUCGGCCAACAAGGCCACACUUCUCACGACAACACGACCCUGGCGACUCUCACAGAUUAGAGUACAGGAUUCAAAGAUCGACAAGUAUCUUGAAAUAGAAGGACCUGACGACCCAUCACAACUAGUGAAAAAUAUCCUCACCAUCCUAAAUGAGGAUACUGAGAAUGAACGGACUCCAGAGGCCUUUAUACGAAUGGUACAUGAAAAGGGUCUUACAGGUUUAUUGACAGCACCUAUCACACUCACCCACCUGGUGUGCCUAUGGUUCGAGGGUAUAUCGUUGACCAAUUCAAAGUGUGAUAUUUAUGCUGGAGUGAUAAACAUGCUUUCAUGUAGACAUAGUUGUAUGCGAAGGGAGCUUAAAGAGCCCAAAAUUAAACUGCCACAUGUAUUAACGGUUCAUGAAUGCUUUAGACAAAAUCCGACAAUAUACCUUGAGCUAGCAAAGUUGGCAUACGUUACUUUGUUUUCAGGGUGCCGAGAAUCGUCUGUUGUUUUCAGCAGCGAUACGGUUUACGCUACAUUAGACAAACAGCAGGUUGAGUUUGCAUUGAAGUCGGGUCUACUCACGGAGAAAAAAUCCAACUCAUAUAGCAGGAGAUCAUCUCAUUUUACAUUCUUUCAUAAAACACUUCAAGAGUUUUUAGCGGCUCUUCAUUUAUGCGUUAAUGGAGACGACUACAAUCAGCUAUCAAGCAAGUACGAAUCAGAUAAUAAACAAUAUAUCUUGGGAGAUGUUUCUCAGGUUUUUAUUUACAUUUGUGGAAUGAAGCCCGAGCUCGGUGUUCAAAUGUCUUCAUGGAUCAAUAAUUCUAUACCACAAUGUGGAAUGAAGCCAGCGAUCAAAGUUUUAAUGUCUAUGUGGUCCAGUUUUUCUCCACCACACAGCUCCCGUUGCUUUAUACCCUACGACAAUCCCUUCAGGGAAGAGGUACCAAUACCCGAAGACACGGAGCUACUUCAGGACAUGAUUGUUUCCGGGUACCUUGAAUCCCAGGCGAACAACUAUGAUGACACCCCGCUCACUCUCAAGCACUUUGUGUUCUGUGGAAGGGUAAAUGUCAGUGUGUUAAAAAAGCUGAUUCGGAUAAACAUUAACCGAAUUCAGACACUACUCUUUGAUGCUAGAAUAAAUAGUGAGGUAAAUCUACAUGAGUUGAUCACAUCUUCCUCAGACUCCCUAAAAGCAGUUGAUAUGUUACACUGUGUUGGGCAGUAUGACCUGUCCCAGUGUCACAGGCUGGAAUAUCUGAGUAUAUGUGGAGACGAUACUACAUGUUUGCAGGUUGAUACAUCACAUAUAACAACAUGUAGAUUACAAUUCGUAUCAUCGGAUGUCGAAUUAAACAUAUUUAGUUUAUUUAAACACAAUAUAAUGUGGAGUAAACUAAAACAUCUUGUUUUAGACGACGUUAAGAAUAUACAGUUAAUGUGCGAUACACUUCCAAGUCUUCCCCAUUUACAAAACUUUAAAAUACAAUACACAGAUCUAGGUGAGCUCCACCUCCUCCCUCCAGCCUCCAUUUGCCAUAUUGAACUAGUGUGUGUGACAAUGACAUCGGAAGCGGUGCGGAGACUAAUGGAUAUGAUGGAGAACAUACCACACACCGUAGAAUGUGUGAUGGAUUACUGCAUGCUGAAACCAGACCGUGAGUUGGAAAACAUCCGAGAGCAUAUUGUCAGUUCGACGUUGUUCAAUAUUGAAAAAUUUGCAAUCUUCCAAGUGCAAGUGAACAGCUUGGGUUUUUUUGACCCAUUCUCUAGCAUCCGAAGGCUUGUGGACAGUUUGGAGUCAUUCAAUCUUGACGAAUUUGAGGACGUUCGAGAGCAAGAAGACAGCUCGGCGUCAUUCAAUCUUGACGAAUUUGAGGACAUUCGAGAGCAAGAAAACAGCUCGGCGUCAUUCGAUAUUGAUGAUUUUGAAGACAUUCGAGAGCAAGAAGACAGCUCGGCGUCAUUCGAUCUUGACGAAUUUGAGGACAUUCGAGAGCAAGAAGACAGCUCGGCGUCAUUUGAUCUUGGCGAAUUUGAGGACAUUCGAGAGCAAGAAGACAGCUCGGCGUCAUUCGAUCUUGACGAAUUUGACGAAAUUCAAGAGCCAAUGGACAAUUUGAAGUUAUGUUAUGUCCCAUUCGAAGACAUCCGUCAGGUUUUGAACUAUUCGGCGAUAUUCAAUCUUAAAGAAUUAGAAGCCAUCCGAGAACAAGUGGAAACUUCAACGUUAUACCAUCUUAGACCAUUUGUACACAUCCGAUACCUGGUCGACAGAACAGCGUCACGUUAUCGUGACGCGUUAAGGGACAUCCAAGAGCAAGUCGCGGACAGGCGAAGGCCAUUUAUUAUUGACACGUUUGAGGACACCCGAGAGAUAGUGAACAGCCCGGCGUCAUUUAAUCUUAAUGCAUUUGACAUUAUGUAUCGAGUGUUUAGAUUAAUGUACACUAAAAUGUAAACAAUAAGUUAAAACAGCAUCGAUUAGGGCAUGAUAUUGGAUGAAAAUGAAACACAGUGAAGAAAUUGCCAGUAGAUCCCAUUCUUAUUUUAAAAAAUAAGGUUAUCUGUUACUUUUACACGAAAAGCAUUUUAAACAAUUAAUAUUUGUAUGCAAUCUUCGCACGACGAGGAUCGUACCCGGGCUUGGCUUGACCGAAAGUCAAAGUCCUCGGACCUGGGGGACCGUGGUUUCAAUUGACUGAUGCAUAAAUUGAUCAUAACACUGCAGCUUUUUUAUUCUAUAACAAAGAUAUACAUCUUAUUUGCAAUAGCCUAUUAUUUAAAUUUCAGUUGGUUUUAAUUCGUUAAUGAUAUGUAAAUUAGCAGUUUCAAUGUUAAAAAUAAUCAAAAACUGACAUCGCUCAAUAUUUAUAGACUGAGGAACACAACUCUCAACACAUACACACUAAUAAUGAAUAUGAAUGGACUGCUUCUUAAGAUGAAGCAUUGUUAUAAGGAAAAGACCAUCUAAGUCGGCUUUAUGUAUAUGGCUUAAAAUCAUAUUAAAGGAAAGAUAAGAAAUGUUAAUGAUUUUAACUGCGAUCUUGAUAUCGAAGCAAUAAACGUUAAAACAGCAUACAACACACCACAUCUUUUCGAAUUAAUGGCGGAUUCAUAUAUCGUUAUGAGGUAAUGACCACCUAGGUCAGCUUAUUUUGUAUAACUGAGAAUAUAAAUUAAAGGCUGGUCAAGAAAUGUUAAAUUCAUUGUCAUCGAUUUUGAUUUUGAGUCAAGAUGUGCAAACGUGGCAUGCCUCCCAACGUUUUUUUUUGGCCUAUAUUUGUUCGUUAUAACUAUGGACUCAUGUAAGGCAUAGCGGAGCAGAAUCGAUCCAUGCCCGUGAUUAAUCAUCCAUUAAUUACGUGCAUCACUAAACAAGAGCCGUCGUAAGACAGCGCGCUCGACUACGCUGCUUUGACUUAGAAGUAAAUACAAUAACGAUGCAAUAUUACCAAGUUAGGUCUCUUUAUGUGAAACCCAACUAAAAUUAUUCGAUACAUAAGGUGACUUUGAUGCUGCCCUCCCACCAGCCCGCCCGAACAAUGACGCAAGUCAUUCAAAUAACUUGAUUUCCCAUUAUUAAAAUGUGGUUAAGAAUAUACAUAUAUGCCUUUCACCAGAAAUAAAAAAAAAUAAAAAAUCAAGGGCCAUAAUUUGUAUUUAGGGUAAAAUGGAAUUAUGCUUCUUGGUGUAAGAUGGUCGUAAAUAAUUUUGAAUUUUAUUAAGUGCAUUGAAUGAACGGUAGAGAAGUUUUUUUUAUUAAAAUCCCAACUUGCCCUUAACUUUUACUUGCCUAAAACUUUAACCUAAGUUAAUCAGGGGCCAUUACUUGUAUUAAGGAUAUGAAGUUAUGUAACCUCAUUGGGUAACGGUCCUGGACAAUUGUGUGAAGUAUUAAGUCAAUUGAAUGAAGGGUAUAGAAGUAAUUAAUAAAUAUCCCAACCUGCCCUUAAACUUUAACCUAAGUUCCAUAGUCAACCAGGGGCCAUAAUUUGUAUAAAAGAUAAUAUGGAGUUGUCUAACCUCAUUAUGUGAUGGCUCUGAACAACUGUGUGAAGUAUUAAGUCAAUAGAAUGAAGGGUAUUGGAGUUUUAAGUGAAAAUGCCAACUUGCCCUAAAACUUUAACCUGCCCUAAAACUUUAACCUAAGUCAAUCAGGGGCCAUAACUUGUAUUACGGAUAAUAUGGGGUUUUGUAACCUCAUUGUGUGAUGAUCUUAAACAACUGUGUGAAGUAUUAAGUCAAUUGAAUGAAGGGUAUUGGACUUAUAAGUGAAAAUCCCAACUUGCCCUAAAACUUUAACCGGACGCCGACGCCGGGGCGAGUAGUAUAGCCCACCUAUUCUUCGAAUAGUCAAGCUAAAAAUGGUCUUCUUCAAAAUAUGUUCUUGCAUAGACAAUUAAUAAAAUCAUAAUUCAUUUUUGGAAGUCCAUUGGUAACAAGAAUUUCAAUUUUGAAAACUCCCGCAAACUUUUGUAAAGUUUACAUCUGAGGAUGUGAGUAUGUUGCUCCAGUAAUGGGACAUAUAAGUUUAAUGAAGAA
Messenger RNA from Mya arenaria, 5918 nucleotides. RefSeq lists its product as uncharacterized. Lineage: Eukaryota; Metazoa; Mollusca; Bivalvia; Myida; Myidae. The transcript is spliced from 4 exons. The record is from RefSeq and is a predicted model, not a curated record. The coding region runs from base 1 to 3834 and encodes 1277 amino acids.